Molecule: messenger RNA, 1170 nt
Organism: Dracunculus medinensis (Guinea worm)
Lineage: Eukaryota; Metazoa; Nematoda; Chromadorea; Rhabditida; Dracunculidae
Source: the annotation of a GenBank genome assembly
AUGGUGAAAGAAACCAAGUAUUACGACGUUCUUGGUGUUGCUCCAUCUGCUUCAGAUAAUGAACUUAAAAAAGCUUAUCGGAAAUUGGCGUUAAAAUAUCAUCCUGACAAAAAUCCAAAUGAAGGCGAACGCUUUAAAGCUAUUUCUCAGGCUUAUGAAGUAUUAUCAGAUCCAAAGAAACGAGAGUUAUAUGAUCAAGCUGGUGAAGAAGGCUUGAGUGGCGCUGGAAGUGGUGGUAAUUUCCACAAUCCUAUGGAUAUAUUUGAUAUGUUCUUUGGAGGGCAUUUCCAAAGUGGGGGACGUGCAGAACGUAAAGUUCGUGAUGCUAUUCAUCAGUUACCUGUUAGAUUAGAACAAUUUUAUAAUGGAGCAGUAAAAAAACUAAAGCUGAGUCGUAAUAUCGUGUGUCCUGAAUGUAAUGGAAUAGGCGGAAUAAAGGAAAGUCAGUCUUCGUGCUCAGAAUGUGAAGGAAGGGGAAUUAAAGUACGAGUAACACGCAUGGGUCCCAUAAUGCACAAAACUCAGACAACAUGUAAUGUUUGCAAUGGUGAAGGCCAGACUAUUCCUGAAAAAGAUCGUUGUAAAAAUUGUUUAGGACGAAAAAAGAUCAAAUCUGAAAGUGUUCUGGAAGUUCAUAUAGAUAAAGGCAUGAGGGAUGGUCAAAAAAUUGUUUUCAGUGGUCAAGGAGACCAAGAGGUUGGAAUUACGCCGGGUGAUGUAAUAAUAGUGCUUGAUGAGCAACCGCAUGAAAAGUUUGUAAGAAAAGGAAGUAAUCUUGUGGUGCACAUGGAGUUAGACUUGGUUGAAGCCCUAUGCGGCUGUGCCAAAUCUAUUGAAACCCUUGAUAAUAGACAUUUAGUUUUUCAUCUUCUUCCAGGUGAAGUAAUUCGGCAUGAAGAUGUAAAAACGAUUAUCGGUGAAGGCAUGCCACAUUAUAAAAAUCCAUUUGAGAAAGGAGAUUUACUAGUACGGUUCAAAGUUACAUUCCCAAAAUCUAUUUCACCAUCAUCCAUCGAGCAGUUGAGAAUGUUGUUGCCGAAUCCUAGUGAACCAAUAAUUUCGGAUGAUGAAGUGUACACAUUAGAGCCACUCGGUGAACGUAAUAGACGGUCAGAAAACUCCAUGCAUGAAGAUCAUGAACCGCAAGGUGUUCGUUGCCAAGCUCAGUGA